AUGGCGACCUCUUCGAGUGCCCCGUCGGACCUGCCGCUCGACCAACUCAACCUAUACCAUGUCGCGGACCCUUCAUUAUCGUCUGUAUUCGUCUUCUACGGCCCUGUAUCUACCGCAAAUGCAACCGUGAGCAGUUCGCGCAUUCAGGCGCAUAUCGUGACCCCCGCCGGAUUCCAAAGUUACCCGCGCAUCACCGUCUCUCCCGCAGCACCACUGUAUGCGGCCGUCAACCAUUUACCUCGAGAUAAACAAGGCGACGAGGUUUGCCGCGGGUUGGCUGUCAGUAUGCUGAAGUACUUCGCCGAGUUAUCUGAUCCGGCAAAGGAAUGCUUGCAGGCUCUCGCCCGUGCGGGGAAACCUGGAGGACAGAUUCCAAAGAUGUUCGACGAGAUGCACGCAGCUGAUUUAGCGAAUCGCAUGAUAAAGGUGGAGAAUACAACGGAUAUAGUGCGCGACAUUCGGGGCGCGUUUCAGGAACGCAAGGUUCCAUGGGUCGACGUUGAUGUAGUGCUUCCCGCGGGGACCGUCCAACCUCCCGAACCACCCGAUCCUGAUAACCAAAGCCCGGAUGAGCCUGCAGAUACUGAAGACACCAUUGAUGUUCACUAUGGAAAAUACUCGUCACUCAUACGAGCGCUGGGAGCGCCCAUGUUCUUGCCAACGUCCAGGCUGAAGCGAGCCCCGUCACAACCGACCAAUGUCAGCCGGUCCAAGCUUUUCUCUCAGAGCCAGAAACAAUCUCUUCGCUUGACUAUGUGCGAGGUUGUUGAUACAGAGGAAAGAUACGUGAGCAAGCUGUAUUCACUCGUAUGCGAAGUCGCGGAGGAGUUUCGCGCAAGAGCACAGGGAAAAGGACCCUCAAGUACCAGCCCCAACGAGUCCGACCUGGCCACCUUGUUCCCUCCAUGUCUCAAUGAGAUAUACGAUGUCAACAUGGGAUUCUUGGAAGUAAUUCGCAAUGUCCUGGAGGAUACGGAAAGGGAUGCUAUUGCCGAUAUCACGGAAGAUUCUGAGUUAUCAUCUUCCGCCUCACAGCGGACAAAUGACGAAGAACGAGAUGCUAUCGGUGCUGUCGCUUUUGCCAAUGCGCUUCUAGAGUGGUUCCCAAAGUUCUCGCAACCUUAUGGAGACUACAUGCGUGCUCAUAACGCCUUCACCCAGACAUUGAACUUGUUCAUGCGGGACAAGAAUUCGAGCUUCUCCAAGCGCGUAUACGAGACUGGGGAACAGAAGCUGCGUUCUCUACUUAUGGAGCCUGUCCAAAGACUUCCGCGUUAUAGUCUGCUGAUUGACACGAUGACAAGCAGCCUCCCGCUGGUCCACCCCGCUGUUCGGCCACUAUUGAAAGCGCGGGAUAUUAUCAAGGACAUCUGCUCACUUGAUGAUCCGUCUUCUACAAAUCAUGACCAAGGCUUUCGACGUCUGACAGAGUUGGUAGACGGAUGGCCUUCCACAAUUCUACCCACCGGCCGUUUAAUUACUGCUGUGGAUUUCAACGAGUUGUCAUCGCCAUAUCACUUGGACUUUGCUGAUGUUGACGCCGAUUCAGGGAUCAUGCUUCUGUAUAAAAACUGUCUUGUGCUAUUAUCGAAAACGCCGGAAUGUAAAAUGACGGCUCGUGGGUUGAUGGCCGAGCUUGAUAACGCGUCAUCUACGGCCCCAGGCGUUGCCGGGCCACUUACAUCUUCGGCGGAAAUUCGAGUCGUGCAAGUAUAUGAUCUUCAUACGGUGCGUUGCAUGCAAUCUACAUGCGGUCGGAUUCUAUUCCUUGCUCCUACCGCGGUGACAUCGAAACCUACUCAAAAUACCACCGUGGAUCUUCUAGCAUUGGAGCCAGUCGCAAUGUACGGGGGCCGUGCAGGCCGGCUUGUUGAGGAGAUUAUCAAAGCAAAGAUAGAGGGCAGGUUCUCAGAAAGCGAAAGGGAGAGUGGGAAAUGGUCGCUCCGAUGUCCAUCCGGCACUGUGGGCAAUCUCGGUAUCCUGGCAUGCGUGUUUGAAGACGAGCAAGGCGUGCAGAUGAGCCGCCCAGCUGCGUCAAAGAUCAGGGUCGUAUUUGACACGCCGAAAGCAGUCUGCAGCAAAGCGUUGACCGAUUCCGACCUCGAGGUGGUCAUUUCGGUAUCACUGGUUGGUGACGACCAGUAUCGAGUGAUCGUGGUCUCGAUAGUAGGUACAUCCUCAUCAGACAUCGUGAGCGUGGAUAGUUUUGUUCCGGUAUUCUCAAAACGCUUGCUGAAUGUCCUUCAACCUUUACAUGACACCAGGAACAGACACAUGGCGGAGUCACUAGUUCACUCCAACUUUGCUAUUAUCAAAUACCUUGCUGGCCAUGUAGUAGCACAGUUCAAAACUUCCCGCGGUUUCCGUCCACCUUCGCCGACAAAGCUGAUCGCAAACCUGCUGGGUGGGCAUUCAAGAGAGAGUAGCACUUCAAGCUCGAAGGCGCCUGGGUCAGCAACAUUAUUGGGAGAAUUUCCUAAGAUGCCUCCUCCUCGUGCCGGCCACUCACGGUCCAAUACGUUACCUUCCUCAUUUCCGGGCAAAGAAGAGACACCAGUCAAAGCCUCUAUCGUUGGCACGGUGCCAUCCAAAGUAUCCGAUAGCCCCUUUGCUGUCCUAGAGCAGACAUUUGCUGCCUAUGUCCUCGCGCUUCAGUGUCGCAGCGGGAAUAUCGUCGGGCGCACGCUUCGAGCAAGGGACAAUGUAGAUCGCUCAGCGGUGAAUGAGCUCUACAAUGUCCUUCUAGAAGACCCUGCAAAACUCCAGGCGGCGGCCGAGGUGGCGGUUGAUACUCUAUUUGUGGCCUUCGAGACGUUCAUGGAGAACGCGUGGAAAGAACACAUGGGACCAGUGCUUGACCCCUCAGGCUUGCGACUGCUCCAGAGCCAAUUCGACACCAUGUAUCCCCGUGAAUUUGAGGAAUGCUUUCACAAAUUUCUCGCCGAUAUGAGCCCUCAAAACCGCCGCGCUCUCGCGUCGCUCAUUCGCCUUCUAGCGGACCUUCUCGAUGCCUCCGGGAGUGACGGUGACAGGGGCGCUUUAACGGCCGCGUUCGCUGAAAUCCUGACAGCAGAAGGUGACCCAAUGCAGCACAUAUCUCUGCUAGAUAGAUUGGUGGACGACUUCGAUCAUCUUUUUGACGAGUUCGUGUCAGGUGGCUCAUCACUGGAAGGGAUAUUGACCAGCGAGCUAACCAGAACUACCUCGCAAACUCCGGGGUCUGUUGGUUCUAAUGCGUCGUCUUUUCGUAAGCGCUUCGGCUUUGGCCUGCAUCGAGAGAACUCUGGAGAGGGCAAGGUAGCUUCAAUCCUCAGGACCCUCAGCAAGAACAAAGGGCCCAACGACUCUGAGCCGGGGACGCCAAGGGGUUCCAUGCUAGUCCGCUCAAAGUCAAUAGACGUCGACACGAGCCUAAGCUCUCUCCUGCGUCCCGGUUCUCGUGAUCGUUCUGGUCCUUCUACGUCACAGGAAAUGCUUCGACGGCCAGGAAGCUCACAGGAAGACCCCCAAUCAUCAUUGAAAGGUGUGUCGGGAAGUGGUGUAGUGAGGGUUCGUCGAAGGCGGAGGAGCUCCCUGUCCGAUAUGCGACCAGGGACGGCGUCCUCAGACGUCUCCCACGUGUCGCAAAGCAGCCAGGCACCACGUCCCACGACCCCCGGGUCUUCUUCAACUAAUCUUCAGGGUGACCUUGUUACUCCCUUAAUGUCUGCUCGGCCUCAGACUAGUCAUGGCUCAGGAUCCACCGCCCGCAGCGUAUCGCCCUUGAAAGGCAGUCCGCCUCCAAGAACGGGUUCUCCAAACAGGCGGUCCCCCAUCCGCCCAGUCACUCCCAGUCGGAAAGAGAAUGUCGACCCAAGAUACACCCCAUCCGAGAGAAAUGUCAUGGAUAAGAUCGAAGAAUCCGUCUCUCCCACUGAGCCGAAGCGCAGGUCUGGGAUUUCCCGAACCCCUGCUCUUAAAGAGCGGGUGGCGCAGAUCAAUGGCUCGGAGGCAAAGCGCCCGCUUUCGUCGUCUUCGCUGACCAGAUCGCAAAGAUUACGAUUGCAAAGCCCCCAGAAGCUUCGGGAUCGUCUCCAAUCUGAGAAAAAGACACAGUCUCUUGAGCAAUCAGGGCUGAGGGACGAACUUGAGCUGAUUGGCCAGGAACUUAGAGCACUAAGACCGUCACCGGUGCGGCUACGGACAGACACAGCAACAGUCCACGGCCCUUCGGGAGACGAUGGCGUUGGCACUGCAGCUGUGAUCGCCCGGAUGCGGAAUCUCGAGUUGGCCUUCGAGGCAUUGUCAGGGGAGCUUAAAGGCCGAACCUCUGCGAUGGAGAAGGAUCUAGAGUCUUCCCUAGUCCUUAGCGAAAAGCGGGCCAAGAAGCUGGACGAGCUGUAUCGCCAAGCUAGUGCCGAGAAUGAAGCCCUGUAUGACCGUUUUAAUUCGGAGCUCAGCAAACUCGCGAAAGAAGUGCGAACGGGUGACGGGGAAGAGGCACUGAAAACCCAGUUAUCGUCCGCUAUGGAUGAGAUUGGGAGGCUAAAGAAGGAGAACUUUAGACUCAAGCGUGAAGUCGGCGGUCUUCGAGCUCAACAAGCCGCAGUGGCUCUGCUCAGGGCAAGCACAGACUAA
Aspergillus mulundensis is the source of this 4617-nucleotide messenger RNA. Its product is annotated as putative Rho guanyl nucleotide exchange factor. The transcript is spliced from 3 exons. The coding region runs from base 1 to 4617 and encodes 1538 amino acids. NCBI's taxonomy places the organism in Eukaryota, Fungi, Ascomycota, Eurotiomycetes, Eurotiales, Aspergillaceae. Gene Ontology annotation, molecular function: guanyl-nucleotide exchange factor activity. The record is from RefSeq and is a predicted model, not a curated record.